This is a messenger RNA of Gaeumannomyces tritici R3-111a-1, 724 nucleotides long. RefSeq lists its product as hypothetical. The record is from RefSeq and is a predicted model, not a curated record. Bases 22 to 585 code for a protein of 187 amino acids. The transcript is spliced from 2 exons. Lineage: Eukaryota; Fungi; Ascomycota; Sordariomycetes; Magnaporthales; Magnaporthaceae.
GCUCAAGCUCCAACCGCAACCAUGGUCGCCCAGACGCCCAGCAAGGGAGGAGCGCGCACUGCGCGCACACCGCCAGGUCCUAGAAGGAUAGAUCCGACUCCCCAAGAGGCCUACUUCUUCUUGUACAUCCUCAAGCACUGCAGGAACAAGCCCGAUGUCGACUGGGACGCCGUCGCUGAAGAGGCCAACUUCAAGAACGGCGCGACUGCCAAUGCCCGCUUCCGGCAAAUUAAACAGAAGCUGGGUUUCCAUACGCCUUCAACCCCCAAGAAGGCCAAGAACUCGGGCGAGGCAAGCGGCUUGAAGACGCCUCGCUCCGGCGUCACCAAGAAGGCGGCCACUCCGCGCAAGCCCAAGGGCAAGAAGAUUGUCGACCGUGCCGACGACGCUGAGCGUGGCGAUGAUGACGAGGACCCGAAGCGGGAGACCGCCCGUCUGGUAAAGGUGCAACGCCCGGACGAGAUGGAGAACACCGCAAGCCGCAUCAAGGACGAGGAAGACGACGAGGACCAGCAGCCACCGUUCUCUUCGUCCAUGUUCGCCGACGUGAAGUGCCCCGACCUAGCCUCGCAGUAUCCGGUCUAGAUAGUCUCGCGGCCACUGUCUCCCAUUUGAUUUGCGACUAUCUCCCAUUCUCUUGGCGGACAAGGUACACCGGUGGUAUACCUCUGGGCCGUCUGGCACUUCUUCUUUCCUUUUUUUCCUUCGCCAACACAGGCCCGCC